AUUAGUACGACGUCCCUUGGCCGUUACUAGUUACCACAGCUACAAAGUAGCUAUAUUGGCUGUCGUAAAAAUGUAUGAAAACCCUGCUUUUUGGGGUAAAUUUACGGUUAGACAUAAUGCGAGCAGUGUGAUUUGGCUUAUCUUUAAAACCAGGUUUUAAGAAGAUACAUUGUAGAAAUAGACGGGGUUUAGUCAUAAUUAUGACUUUGUGGAUACUAGUGACAACCACGUCCCUUCCAUGAUUAUCAACGUUACUGUUGCUGGCUACAUCAAAUAAAAUAUCGUCAGAUAACGAACAUUAAUUGUACUGUCAAGAUGACUGCAUAUAAACGUCCGCUGAUGGGAACUGUCACAUGAGGAACAGGCUAAUCAGCGCUAAGGACAGAGGGAGGCACAUUAACUUCCUGACAACAACAAGAUGAGGAUUUCAAAGCGCUGUGGCUCCAACAGACGUUUGUUGUUGCCCUUGAUGGUCCUUGGGUUGAUGAUCUUACUGGCAGUUGUAACCCUUAAUUGGUUUGAUACUGAAUCACAGAUGCCUUUGGCAUGGCACGUGGAUCCCAACCACCGAAAGCUUGUGCACUCUUUUGUACGGGGUGUUCUUUCGAACCAGUGCAGACCAGCCUUUGCCAGAAAGGGAGUAGAAGCAAGGCUCCAGAUUUCUAGUCAUGUGACUGAUCCUUUCCUGUGGCGGGACACACUGCUGACUCCAGAGAUGUUCAAGUACCCUCCACCAUUCGGGUUCCAUGACAUGCAUGGCAAACUGAAGGAUGUUCUCAACCUCCUCCCUGCUCAACCAGAGCAGCUGAAGAAAGAGUGCAGACGCUGUGUGGUCAUGGGAAAUGGAGGAAUCCUCCGUGGCCUUGAGCUGGGCACCCUGCUUGACCAGUUUGAUGUUGUCAUUAGGCUAAAUAGUGGUCCUAUGAGGAACUACAGUAAAGACGUGGGGAACCGGACCUCCAUCCGGAUGAGCUACCCAGAGGGAAGCCCCAAGGUCUGGGAAGAUGUGGACCCUGAGCUGCAGUUUGUGGCGGUGGUCUACAAGGCUGUAGACUUCAAUUGGAUCAGAGCAAUGAUCAACAGACAGAGAGUUUCCCUUUGGGACUGGCUGUUUUUCUGGCAGAAAGUGCCAGAGAAGAUUCCAGUAGACCUAUCAAAGUUCCGUUUGUUGAAUCUGGAGAUCAUCAGGCAGAUGGCGAUGGACCUGUUAGCCUACCCCUCCCCACAGCAACGCCUCUGGGGCUGGGACCAGAACGUGCCCACCAUGGGCAUCUCAGCCCUCAACCUGGCCACCUACCUGUGUGACGAGGUCAGCCUAGCAGGCUUUGGUUACAACCUCAGCCAGAAGGAGAUGCCCCUGCAUUACUAUGACAAUAUACCCAUGACGGCUAUGCUGGAGCAGAACAUGCACAACGUGGACCGUGAGAGGGCUCUCCUCCAGAGCCUGGUGAGGGAAGGGACUGUAUCAGACCUCACAGGGGGCCUGCACUGCACCUUCUGCCCCAGCUGAAAGAGACUGAUCUAGGCCUGCAGCGCAGCUAGCGACACACCAACGAUCUACCUUCCACUGACUUAUCAUUCCAAAACAUUUCACCCUGAGAACAGCAUUCCAAUUUAAUUCCAUGGAAUUCAAAAAAUGGUUUGAGACUAUGGAUCUGGGGACUUGAAUGAAAACUCUUCUAUGUUCUAGUGCAUGCCAGCAUAUUGAAUCUGCAUGGACUAGAUGUGCCGACAUGAUGGGGAACAGUGAAGCUGUACACUUCUCCCCUGCGCAGUUGAAAACGACAAGCCUAAAGAUGUACUAGUACAGCUAUUACAAAUCCCUCUAUAAGGGAAGUAUUAUCACUGCUAAACUUAAAUGUUUUUUGUAUUUUAAAAGCUAAUGGAUAAUUACUUAAUUAAAUCUUAGCAUAAAGUUGAUGCUAAAAAGUGUACAAACAUUACCAUAAUUAUUGUGAAGAAUGAACAGAUUGACUAACAAUAAUUAACAUUAGCUUUUUUAUGCUUUUGAUUUUAAGUUGAAUGUCCAGUUUGUUCGUGAGAUGUCUGAAUUUGGUUGUGUUUUUACAUUUUUCUAAUGUAAUUAUUAGAUUAUUUUUAUUAUAAUAAUGUAUGUUCUCAGUGCUUGACUUGGAUACAGGAGCUCUACAAUACUUUUCAAGAUAAUAUUCUAUAAGAGGAACAGGAGCUCAAGCAGUAAUUUGAGGUGCUGGCACUUGGCUCCAGUGAGCUCGUGUCCAAAUCAUAUCAUUUUAUUUAAAAUUAUUGAAUGUUUUGUUUUUUAAUGUCGCCAUAAUUGGCCUGGUUGUCAGUAAAGAAAAAAGAUUUGAACUUACAGUAUGAAUUACUGACAUUUUAUUUUUGUGUCAAAUUGCCAGUUGGCAACCUAUCCCUUACAGGAUUAAUUGAGACACAAACAAACAUUACGAUAAUUCAGUAAUAAUUAUUCUGGUGUUCUGUGCAGUGCGCACUGCAUAAAGACUGAAAAAUAAAUCGAUAGUAAAUAAGAUUUUCCAAGGAGUAAACAAACAGGGCUCCCAGGUGGCGCAACGGUCUAAGGCACUGCAUCUCAGUGCUAGAGGCGUCACUACAGACCCUGGUUCGAUUCCAGGCUGUAUCACAACUGGCUGUGAUUGGGAGUCCCAUAGGGUGGCACACAAUUGGCCAAGUAUCGUUAGGGUUUGGCAGGGGUAGGCUGCCAUCGUAAAUAAGAAUUUGUUCUUAACUGACUUGCCUAGUUAAAUAAAACAUAAUUAUAUCACUAAAGCAGGGAAAAUCAUACAAAUAAAUACAGAAAAAUGUAAAGAAAGGCCUUUGAACCCAGUCUGGCACAAAGAGAAGAUUCAAAUGGGAGGCAGGCCAGCACACAACCUAUAUAUGCAUGUGCCAUUUGGAAAAUAUUUUUAUAAUUUAAUUAUCGGUCACUGUUUUUCUUUUAUUCCAGGCUUUAUCAAAAGAUUCCACAAACGGAAAUACACAAUGGACAGUUUCUCCUCAUGGCUCAGCCACAUACUGCCAGGGUAUAUCUGGUGGGCUUUCUCCUCAUGGCUGAGCCACAUAAUGCCAGGGUAUAUUUGGUGGGCUUUCUGGAAUAAGGACACGUGCAUAUCGUGGUAGAAAGGGCCAUAGAUGAUCAAAUUAAUAGAAUUCUCUAUUUCAUUGAGGUCACAAUGGUUACAUAGUGUUUCCACUUCCAUUUCACCACAAUACCGACCUGUUUCAAUACGCAGAGACAAUAUCCCUGAUCUUAGCUGUUUCAAUACGCAGAGACAAUAUCCCUGAUCUUAGCUGUUUCAAUACGCAGAGGCAAUAUCCCUGAUCUUAGCUGUUUCAAUACGCAGAGACAAUAUCCCUGAUCUUAGCUGUUUCAAUACGCAGAGACAAUAUCCCUGAUCUUAGCUGUUUCAAUACCCAGAGGCAAUAUCCCUGAUCUUACAUAGCGAUCUCUUGCUUUUCGGAGGUUGUACAUUAUAUUUCUCACACACAAAUUCCCCCUUAAUGAAAAGGUUUAUGAUUAAUCUCCACUUAUUUAUUUUCAUAUUGCAUCAUCAGUUGUUUUUUAAUAGCAUCUAUGUCUCACUUCAUUUGGUUUUCGUACAACUGUUCACAGUCAGACUGUUGGAAAAUGUCAGACAUUUCAGUUGACCAGGCUCCCCCUAUGUUGAGAUCUCAUUGAAAAACGCUGCUGGCUAUUCUGGCAAUUGGCAUGUCCAAUAGUCUAUUCCAAUGUCUCACCAUACACGCCUUCCAUCUCACCUCACAGGAUUCCCAGCUCAUGUCCCAGUUAUUUCCAGUAUAGGUGCACACUUGUGGAUACCUAAAAAAAAAAAAAAAACGUACUGCUCUGUUAUGGACGUGUUAAUUUUUGAGAUACCUCUUAGCACCCCACACUCCUGCUGAAGAGUCCAGAACAGGACACAUGCAUGUCUGAUACAGUUUGGAAUAUGUAGUGUAACCAAUAUCUUUGAGUGGUUUUGUUUUGCCUAUAACUCCAAGAGCUCUACUUGCUGAGUCGGCCAGGGCAGAUGUGCCAUAUAGAAAGGUCAUAUGUUCAUCAAAAUAAAGACCCAAAUAUUUAUAA
Molecule: messenger RNA, 4081 nt
Organism: Salvelinus fontinalis (brook trout)
Lineage: Eukaryota; Metazoa; Chordata; Actinopteri; Salmoniformes; Salmonidae
Gene: st3gal5
Product: ST3 beta-galactoside alpha-2,3-sialyltransferase 5
Exons: 7
Coding region: 419-1510 (363 amino acids)
Molecular function (GO): lactosylceramide alpha-2,3-sialyltransferase activity
Source: RefSeq, a predicted model, not a curated record